UCCGCCGGAUCGGCUGCAGUGCACUUUCAUUCUCUGCAUUGUUCUCCGGGGCUGGUGAUGCCCUCCCAUUGUGCUGAGUUUUGAAGAGUGCGAGCGGCGCUGCUGAUGUGACUCCCUGGGAGCAGGCUCUCCGCUGGCCCGGGGAUAAAAUUGGGUGGUUGGCUCUCUGCGGGGACACGCCAGGCACGGGCGGGUGGGCACGCCGACAGCCAUGGGGGCAGUGUAGCUGGGGCCCUGACAGAGCUAUGCAGGAUUCCCCCAGCUCUCUGGUGAUGGAUGGGUACUCCAGCAAUGUGCCAGCCUUCCUGACCAAGCUCUGGACGCUGGUGGAAGAUCCUGAAACCAACCAUCUCAUCUGCUGGAGUUCUAAUGGCACCAGCUUCCAUGUGUUCGACCAAGGACGCUUCGCCAAGGAGGUGCUGCCCAAGUACUUCAAGCACAACAACAUGGCCAGCUUCGUCCGGCAGCUCAACAUGUAUGGCUUCAGGAAGGUGGUGAACAUCGAGCAAGGGGGUCUGGUGAAGCCUGAGCGGGAUGACACUGAGUUCCAGCACCUCUGCUUCCUGCAGGGCCACGAGCACCUCCUGGAGCACAUCAAGAGGAAGGUGUCAGUAGUGAAAAGUGAGGAGACCAAGAUGCGCCAGGAGGACCUCAGCAGGCUGCUGUACGAGGUACAGAUCCUGAGAAGUCAACAGGAGACCAUGGAGUGUCAAGUGCAGGACAUGAAGCAGCAAAAUGAAGUGCUCUGGAGGGAAGUUGUUUCUCUCCGGCAGAACCACUCACAGCAACAGAAAGUGAUCAACAAGCUGAUUCAGUUUCUGUUCGGCCAGCUCCAGCCCGGCCCCAGCAGCGCCGGGAUAAAGAGGAAGCUCCCUCUGAUGCUUGACAAUGGGAUCUCAGCUCCACAAGUGUCCAAGUUCAGCCGGCAUUUGCCUGCAGACCCCCUCCACGACCCCUACUUCAUACAGUCGCCAUCGACAGAGCCUGCCUCUUGCUUAAACAGCCCUGCAGCUGCUGGAGGACCAAUCAUAUCUGAUGUUACUGAAGCGUCGCCAGCCAGCCUCAUAAACAUGCAGCCCCCUCCUGAAGGCGACAGAGAGAAGUGCCUCAUGCUCAUCAAGGAAGAGCCAGUGAGUCCUGGACUGAAAGCCACCAUGGAGCCUGAGGUGCCCCUGCCAGGCUGCAGGGCUUGCUCUGAGCCCCCUGUGCUCCCUGUUGCCAUGGUCCAGUCUGUUCUGGAAGGCAAAGGAAGCUGUGCCACAGCCACACCAGGGACCUCGCAGCCAUCCGAGAGGAGAAGUAGAAGGGCAUUGCUGGACAGAACAGAUAUUCCAGACGCUUUGGAAGGCACGGACUGGAGCCUGGAAGGGCUGCAGCUGCUGCUGAGGAGCCAGCAGUACAGCCUGGAGCCCAGCAGCCUCUUGGAUGUCUUUAAUCCCAGUUUAUCCCUUAGUGAGUGGAAUUUGGCUGAAGUGGAAGCCAGCCUGUCCCCGAUGCAGCGGCUCACAGCGGACCUGGAGAAGACUGCGGCCGAGCUGCCCUCCAAAGUCUUCAGCCCACCCUUUAACGGCGCCUGCCCAGGGAAAGAAGUCAUCGUGGAGAGCACCCAGCCGUUCCUCCUUGACCGCCAGUCAGUCUUUGGGAACGACCUCCUCAGCCUGCCUGAAAGUUCAUCCCUUUAUGCUCCAUCUGACAACAUGGCUUCCUACCUGUCCUCUGUGGGUGUCCAAGGGGACAUCCCAUUAAACCUGAGCUCCUCAACUGACACCAACCAGUGAUUUCCCUCCCAGAAAACAUCAUCUCCCUCCCACCCAUCCAAGCAUCCAGAGGUUUGAAUGUAAAGAAACACAAGUGACUCAGAAACCCAGAAGACAGCUUCUUUUUUUGUGCCCUUUCUUCUGCAGCAGAUGGAAAUGGUCAGUAGCUGUUGCUUUAUCAUUGCUUUAUGCCCCCUCCCUGAAAUCAUUCAAGGUCAGGUUGUCUGGGGCUCUGAGCAACCUGACCUAGUUGAAAAGGACCCUGUUGGCUGCAGGGGGUUGGACUAGAUGACCUUUAAAGUGUUCCUUCCAACCCAAACCAUCCUGUGAUACUUUACCAUCUCUGCAUCUGGGAGUUUUAAAACACUGCACCUGGUGCUUGCUCCUCUGGGGAGUGAGAACUUGGCAGGAUCCUUUUUUUUCUUUCUUUUCCCUGAAAAUGUUUUUAGGAGCUUCACAUCUUUUAACAUUUAAGAGAGGAGAUGCUUGAAAGUACAUCAGGGACUUCACACAAUUCUGACUGGUGUCUGCAAGAGCAAAGCUGCUGGAUUUUAUUUGGGCAGCACAGGUGAGCUCUAAGGUGCCUGACCCUCCUGGAUGCUCUUCUUAUAAGUGGGAAAAUAGUUCCAUAGCCCAGUCCAAUGCUCUCAGAAGAUUCUUUUACCUACUUUUUGGUUCUGAUGGUUUUGCACCUCACCCUUAGCCUCCUAGCAGGAAAACUAAGAUCUUUUUGGGUGUGCAGAAGACCAUUUCUGAGUGACCACUGCAAGAAUGUGUCUGAGGCUCCUAGGGAGACCACUGCAAACUCACAAAUAUCCCAAGAUGAAUUGGGAGAGUCCCUUUGCCUCCUAGCAGGAAAACUAAGAUCUUUUUGGGUGUGCAGAAGACCAUUUCUGAGUGACCACUGCAAGAAUGUGUCUCUGGCUCCUGGGAGAGUUGGGAUUUUUUGUUGGUUGGGAUUUUUUUUUGGCCCAAAUUUAGCUUUCUCUAACAUAAAGGCAGGGAAGUGCAUGCCUUAAAAAAAAAAGGGAUAUACUCUUCUUGGAGUGGGCUGCCCUGGGAGGUGUUGUCCCUGGAGGUGUUCAAGGAAAGAUUGGAUGAGGCAUUUAGUCUGGUUGGAUAGGACUGGGUGCUAGGUUGGACUGGAUGAUCUUGGAGGUCUCUUCCAACCUGGUUGAUUCUAUGAUAACAAUGAAAUUGUGAAGCAAAAUGAGACAGUAUGAAGGUAGGAAAGUGAACUGGUUAGACUUCAUUGCCUUUGUGAAGUCAUUCAAAGUAUCAAGUCUCUUCCAGCCUGGCUGAUUCUAUGAUUCUGCACAGGCAAUUUUCCACAUGCUAAAAGGGCUGAGGGAACCCACUCUGGUGCUGGAUAAAUAUUCCAUGCCCAGUUCAAUGAUAUUUUUUUUUUUAUCCCCCUUGGCCUUGACCUGUUCUCUUUCCCCUAAAGAUGUGCCUGUUGGUUUAUUGAUUCUGAUAAGCCAGUUCAACUGAUUGGAUCCCCUUUUUAGGACUCUCAGCUGCUCAGCAUAGGAGGGAGACAGAAGGGUUAGUCCACCACGUCCAACCACUUUUCUUCUGUCCUUUGUGCACCUGAGAUCAGCCUCCAAAGGUUCAAUUGAUCAUAGAAUCAUAGAAUCAGUCAGGGUUGGAAGGAACCACAAGGAUCAGCCAGUUCUAACUCCCCUGCCAUGGCCAGGGACACCCUACCCUAGAGCAGGCUGCCCACAGCCUCAGCCAGCCUCCAGGGAUGAGACCUCAACCACCCCCCUGGGCAGCCCAUUGCAGGCUCUCACCACUCUCAUGCUGAAUAACUUCCUCCUCACAUCCAGUCUGAACCUACUCACCUCCAGCUUUGCUCCAUUCCCCCCAGUCCUGUCACUCCCUGAGAGCCUAAAAAGUCCCUCCCCAGCUUUUUUGUAGGUCCCCUUCAGAUACUGAAAGGCCACAAGAAGGUCACCUGGGAGCUUCCUCUUCUCUAGACUGAACAGCCCCAACUCCUUCAGUGUGUGCUCACAGCAGAGCUGCUGCAGCCCUCUGAGCAUCCUCUUCCAUGUGGUUUCUGACAAGUGAGUUUCUCAACAAAGCAGAGCUUUGUUUUUUUAUGCUGUAGUUCCAAUGAGAACAUAUUAUUUAUCUCAGUAUCCUCUAUGGGAGCUGCUUUUCCUUAGGGAAGCUACCUAAAGGCAGUAAGGCAGACCCAGGAAAUUCAGCUAACUCAGGCCUCCUGAGGGCUUAGACAGGGAGGUAGAAGCAGUGCCAGUAUCCUUUGCCCACUCUCAUUGCCAUGAUGAUUCUCGGUUCCAAACCGUGUUUCUGAGCGCCUCGAGUGCAGCAUCCACCCCAAAACGUAGUCAGUCAGCUGAAUGCAGGCUCAAAGUCUCCUCAGUAAGAGGAACAGGCUUUAGAUGGACCUUCCUGUCCCAGCCCUUCCUCCAUCCAUUUAUGUGCUCAUUCAGAAUGAUUCACUUUUGAGCCCUUUCCCCCUGCCCCCAGCUUGCUACUGUGCACUGGGAGCUCUGUCACCACCUUGGUGGUGCAGUCUUUGCAGGACCGAGAGUGUGAGAGCUUCUGAAUGAGUUCCAGCCACUGCUUAUUGUCCUCAGGACUAAGGGAAACUUCUGGCAGCCCCCACUGGCCUGGUAUUUAGAUGAUGUGCUUGAGUGUGUCAUGGGCAAGGUUUUGCCUUCGUGGUGGGUUUGUGCCUAGGAAGUUCACCUAGGUCAGCGCUUUUGCUGACGUACUUUGUUGUUUCCAGCCUUGAGUUGCACUCUGUUUACUUCUUCCUUCAAAGGAGGCUGAAAACUGUCUGGUGCCUCAUGUGGCCUGGCAGUGCCUGUCAUCCCUGCUCAGCAUUUCCAUCCUUCUCUGAACCUUCACAGGCUAGAUUGCCUUCCUGCUAGUGCCAAAUCCAGUCAGGUAUGGAAGCGAGUGCUCGACUUCAAGCUUUGCUGUAUCUUGGUGAAGCCUGUCACACACUUGAGGUCAGGCACAGGCUUCAGUGUCUUGCUGGAUUGUCUAGUUUGGGUUGACAAAUGAACCAUCUUAAGAGAGCUACUUGCAGGUAGACAAAGGUGCAACUCAACCAACAAGGGGGCCUGGCACCACCUGAGGUGGCAGACUGCACUCACUGCCCCUCAGGGUGGUUCUUGGGUUUUUCUUUAGGCUUUUUCGCUCUGCUAUAAAUGGGAGAUUGGAGCUUGGUGGUGAGAGAGGGACCUCUGUUGGAGAGCCACUCCUGUGAAGAAAAGAGUUUGUGUUCCUUGGCUUUUUACACUGUUAAUCUUCCUUGAAGGUGAUGUUUUGAGGCUGGUUUUGCACUAUGCUGUACAUUUGUAAAGUUUUACAGGACACACUAAUUAAACAUGUUGCCUUUUUCUCAUUUA
This is a messenger RNA of Pogoniulus pusillus (Red-fronted tinkerbird), 5140 nucleotides long. RefSeq names its product heat shock transcription factor 4 (gene HSF4). The record is from RefSeq and is a predicted model, not a curated record. Gene Ontology annotation, biological process: regulation of DNA-templated transcription. Gene Ontology annotation, molecular function: DNA-binding transcription factor activity; sequence-specific DNA binding. Bases 246 to 1778 code for a protein of 510 amino acids. Lineage: Eukaryota; Metazoa; Chordata; Aves; Piciformes; Lybiidae. The transcript is spliced from 13 exons.